Messenger RNA from Cladophialophora carrionii CBS 160.54, 162 nucleotides. RefSeq lists its product as uncharacterized. The annotation marks the transcript as partial. Lineage: Eukaryota; Fungi; Ascomycota; Eurotiomycetes; Chaetothyriales; Herpotrichiellaceae. The record is from RefSeq and is a predicted model, not a curated record. The transcript has a single exon.
UUCGUGUUCACAUCUCCGCAAACCGGCAUAUCCUACACAAACCAGGAGCUCGAUGAAUGGUCGCGAGGCAAACUCAACGAUCAAGGUGAUAAGGUUUACUUUAAACCCGGUUUUGUUGACGCCGAUCCUUGGUCUCGACUCCGGGCGGGUAGGAGAGACGAA